GAGUUGAUAUAAAGAGGCUACUGGUUCAGAGAGAUACAGUAUUGAAACUUGGGGGAGAAGUGGAGAGAGAUCCUACUGCCAUUAACUCCAUAUCAGAUCAGCUUUAACACAACAGGAUGGAUUAUUCCAAGUUCACCAUGAUGGUGGUCUUCCUGUCCUACAUUGAACAUUGCUGGUCUUCGUGUGUGGUGGACAGCUUAACUGUUAAGCAGGACUUUGACCCCAAAAAAUAUGCAGGAAAGUGGUAUGCCCAGCAAAAGAAAGAUCCAGAAGGACUCUUCCUGCAGGACAACAUUUCUGCAGAGUAUACUGUUGAAGAAGAUGGCACUAUGACCGCAUCUUCCAAGGGUCGCGUCACUUUGUUUGGAUUCUGGGUUGUAUGUGCUGACAUGGCUGCCCAGUACACGGUGCCUGAUCCAUCCACACCUGGCAAGAUGUUCAUGAACUACCAGGGUCUGGCCAGCUACCUGUCUAGUGGAGGGGACAACUACUGGAUCAUCGACACGGAUUAUGACAACUACGCUAUCACCUAUGCAUGCCGCACACUGAGAGAUGAUGGCACCUGUGAUGACGGCUAUGCCCUGGUGUUUUCCCGUAACCCCCGUGGCCUGCCCCCGGCCAUUCAGCGCAUUGUGCGCCAAAAACAGGAGGAAAUCUGCAUGGCGGGGCAGUUCAAACCCGUGCUGCAAUCAGGAGCCUGCUGAGCUCUGUGACACCUUCCUUUAGCAUGAUGCCAUGAGAAAACACAUCCAGCACUUGGACAGAGGACAAAAGCGCAUCAGGGAGAAAUGCCUGUUUGCUGUCUCAGGGGAAAGUUUGUUGUUGGGAAAAUAAAUGUUUUUUGUUUUCUGUGUUUAAAGUUAUAGGGAAUUGAGACAGGCCUUUGCAAAUGCUAAUAAAAAUACUUUCUGCCAGAAAGUAACGCUUUUCACAGGAAUACUAUAGUACUACUGAUCAAAGUUUAAAAUGUAUGGUAUUUAUUUUUUAUUCCUUAAUAUACACUGUAGUUAGGAUUAUUUGCAAGUAGUGAGGCUUUAUUACUGAAUUGGAUUUAAUUUAAUGAAACUUUGGCAGUACUUUUGUAUUUGUCAGAAAUUAAACAUGCAAGUUAAAUUAAAUCAAAAUGUUAAGUAGAAGUGAAGUUAUGAGCAGUUGUGUGUCAGAACAAACAGCAUAUUGCAUGUGUCAAUCUGUGGGCGUGUCUUAAAAUCGACGGCUGGUCAGAAUUUAUUGAAACUUUAGCAGUAUUUAGAUAUCUGCCUGAAGGUUAACCUGCACCAUAAGCGAAAUCAAAAUGUUGAAUAAAAGCGAUGUUAUAAACA
Molecule: messenger RNA, 1322 nt
Organism: Clarias gariepinus (North African catfish)
Lineage: Eukaryota; Metazoa; Chordata; Actinopteri; Siluriformes; Clariidae
Gene: rbp4l
Product: retinol binding protein 4, like
Exons: 6
Coding region: 117-704 (195 amino acids)
Molecular function (GO): retinoid binding; retinol transmembrane transporter activity
Source: RefSeq, a predicted model, not a curated record